AUGUGUCAUGAAGAAGGUUUAAUCAGACUGAUAGGAGGGCAAGACGAAUCAGAGGGUCGUGUGGAAAUCUUUCAUGAUGGAGAGUGGGGGACUGUAUGCGAUGACAACUGGGAUAUAGAUGAUGCUCAUGUGGUGUGUCAACAGCUGUAUUAUAUGGGUGCAAAAGAAGCUCCAGGAUCUGCUACUUUUGGCCAGGGGACUGGAAACAUCUGGAUGGAUGAUGUAAGCUGCAGUGGAGCAGAGAUAGACCUGCUCCACUGUACCUUUCCUGGAUGGGGAACACAUAACUGUGGCCACUCUGAAGAUGCAGGCGUUAGGUGUGAAAUAUGGCCAGAGACUCAUGUGGAAACUCUUAGUCAUGAAUACACCGUGGACCACAAUGCAUCCCUCUCUCAUCAGCUGGAAGAGCUGUUUGAUGGUCAACACGACUGUGACUUGAACAUACCAGUGAGGGUGGACAACAACACAGUGGAGAUGGUCUGUGCUCACAAGAUCAUACUUUCGCUGAACCCAGAUCUCAAAACAUCUCAGACGAACUUCCACAGCCUCAGCAUAGAUGUUACAUCUGACUGUAUUCAACAUGCCAAUACAUUUAUCAGAUACUUCUACACAAGAAAAAUGAAAAUCACACUUGCCUCUGCCUAUUGCCUUCUGAAGAUGGCUUACGACUGGAGACUUGCAGAAUUUCAGAGUGAGGCUGUAGAUAUUGUCAGAUCAUUUCUCCCAGAGGAUUCUACUUUCCAGAGUCAGAGCUCCUUCUGUCAGUAUGCAGUGAAUGUUGGUGACCAGGCUGUACAAGAUAUUUGUCUUCAGUACUUGGCUUGGAACUGCGAGGAGCUGAUCCUAUCCCCAGCCUGGACAGAACUUCCACUCCACCUUGUUACGGCUCUUCUUGCCCGUUCAGACCUUGUGGUGCAUAACGAAAGCAUCAUUUUGCAUGGACUGAAGAAAUGGGCAGCGGCUCAGGAAAAUACGACGAUCCCCAAGAUUCUUCUCAAGCUUGUUCGCUUCCCAAUGAUGCCAGCUGAGGACUUAUACAAACUUGAUGGUUCACAGUAUCAUGACAGCAAGUUGCAGGGCUUUCAAUUCAAUGCUCUCCCAGUGAGCAUGUUGCUCACUGAUCUGACCGAGGAAGAAACUAUGUACACACCAAGGAUUUACAUGGCCAAACCAUGGAGCUUCUCUUUCAGCACCCGGAUCAGAGCUUAUAUUUUUUCUGGUCUCUAUGUUACUAUGAACAAGAGCAUCAGCAGUGUGGUAUCAGAUUUUGAAACCCCUGCUCAUAACAGUGCCUACUUUACCUUUUACAACAUAAAAUGGAAAACAAGGGUAUUUAUCAAGAAUGAAGAGUGCACAAGAGAAGGUGUCACCUGUUCCUCUUUGCCUGCAGUUAGUUUAAAGAUUCAAGAAAGGCCGAGUAAUUUAUCCAGUGAAAUGGAAGGGCGUAUUCUUUACAGAAAUAAGCUUGUUCUUCUGUGUGAAGGGAGGUAUGUGUCUCACGUUGAUGAAUUUACCUCUAUGGACAGUGACAAACCUAUAAUAAUUCCCAACAUUGCAGAACAAACUUACCCUUGCCCAUCAAAUGUCUUCACCUUUCAAGUGGUGGUGCGGCCGCAGUACUCAACUGAUUAG
Molecule: messenger RNA, 1632 nt
Organism: Nematolebias whitei (Rio pearlfish)
Lineage: Eukaryota; Metazoa; Chordata; Actinopteri; Cyprinodontiformes; Rivulidae
Product: galectin-3-binding protein A-like
Exons: 5
Coding region: 1-1632 (543 amino acids)
Cellular component (GO): membrane
Source: RefSeq, a predicted model, not a curated record